Molecule: messenger RNA, 5196 nt
Organism: Eutrema salsugineum
Lineage: Eukaryota; Viridiplantae; Streptophyta; Magnoliopsida; Brassicales; Brassicaceae
Product: DDT domain-containing protein PTM
Exons: 9
Coding region: 280-5028 (1582 amino acids)
Source: RefSeq, a predicted model, not a curated record
UUCAGUCACGAUUGAGAGCUCAUCUUUUUCGUUUCUCUCUCUCCGUCUCUCUUUUGGUUAAUUAAGAUUUCAGAUUUAUCGGUGGGGAGCUUUUUUAUUUAUUGGAUUCAUGGUCCUGAUUCCUUCUGCUUGAGCUUCGAUUUGCGGGAGUUUCGUAGAUCUUAGAUGUUGAUGUGAUUCUGCGUUACAUGGUUCGAUUUUCUGGCAAAGGAGUGAGAUUUUCGGAAUCAUAGAGAUUGCUUGCAAAAGGGAUUGAGGCAAUUUUAGAUCUGGGGAUUGAUGGAAGGAAAGGUGGCUAGACCUAGAGGUAGGCCAAGGAAACGCCCAAGGCCAGAGGAUCAGAAUGGGGUGUCUAACCGAGGGAAGAGGCCGGUUUUGGAGAUGAAACCGGCGGUGCCAAAAUCCCUACUUGGUCGUUACGUGUUGAAAGAUUUUGAUGACAGUAAAGUUUCUCUUGGGAAGAUAGUUUCGUACAAUUCUGGGCUGUACAGAGUUGAAUAUGAGGACGGUGAUUUCGAGGAUUUGAAAAGUUGUGAUCUUCGCCAGUUAAUUAUUGGGGACAGUUACUUUGAUGAUGAGUUGCGUGCUAGAAGAAAUAAACUAGACGACAUUGUACUGAAGAAGGACAAAAAGAAGAAAAGAGAUAACCUGGAGAAGAAAGGGGUUGAGCCGCAAAAUCAAGUGAAUGGAGUUGAGGUGCCCACAUGUAGUAGCCCAGGUUCUGUGGCAGAGGUUGAAGGUGGUUAUUCGUCUUGUGGUUUACCUGAGUGUGAAGAUAGCAGAGAUCCAGAUAUCGAAAGUAUGUCUCCUCCUGUUCCAGUUCCACCACCAGUGGAUUUGCCUUCUUCAUCAGGAACAAUUGGUAUCCCUGAGGAGGCUGUGGUGAAUCUAUUAUCUGUAUACGGGUUCUUAAGAUCAUUCAGUGUUCAGUUAUAUAUCUACCCAUUUGGACUGGAUGAUUUUGUCGGAGCGUUGAAUUUCUUAGGACCAAAUUCUUUGCUGGAUGCCAUUCAUGUUGCCUUGAUGCGGGCACUGAAGGGUCAUCUUGAGAGACUCUCCUCUGAAGAGUCUGAAGUGGCUUCAAACUGCUUGAGGUGCAUUGAUUGGAGCUUGCUCGAUGCGCUAACUUGGCCUGUUUAUUUGGUUCAGUACUUUUCUGCCAUGGGACAUGCAAGUGGGCCUCAAUGGAGAGUUUUUUAUGAAAUUGUUGUGGAGAAAGAAUAUUAUUCCUUACCAGUAUUGAUGAAGUUGAAGAUCCUGCAAAUUUUGUGUGAUGACGUCUUUGAUAUAGCUGAUCUAAGAGCUGAAAUCGAUACUCGAGAAGAAUCUGAAGUUGGAUAUGAUCAUGAUGGAGUUACUGCUGAUCUUCCUGAAAAUGGACCUAGAAGGGUCCACCCCAGAUUUGCUAAAACCUCAGUUUGCAAGGAGAAAGAGCUUAGUGAAUUUGUUGCGGUUAACCAUGGGAUAAGCUCAAUGAAAGAGUCUAAAACUUUGAGUUCAAGAUGUACUGAUGGUGGUCCUAAUGGAGUUAGCUCAGAUCUGGACGGAAACAGUGAUGAAUGUAGGCUCUGCGGCAUGGAUGGAACGUUGAUCUGCUGUGAUGGAUGCCCUUUAGCAUAUCACUCAAGAUGCAUUGGUGUGGUCAAAAUGUAUAUACCAGACGGGCCGUGGUAUUGUCCAGAAUGCACUAUCAACAAAAUUGGGCCAACGAUUGCUCAUAAAACGUCACUCAGGGGUGCAGUGUAUUUUGGAGUGGAUCCACAUGGGCGACUGUUCUUGGGUACAUGCAACCACUUACUGGUGCUUAAAAAUUCUGUCCAUGCGGAUGCAGAUUUCAAAUACUACAAUGUCACUGACAUUCCAAAAGUUGUACUGGUGCUUUUGUCAGCAACGAAACAUAGAGUGGAAUAUCUGUAUAUAUGCAAAGCGAUCUCACAAUACUGGGAGCUGCCUGGAGGUGUGAACUCUUAUCUGAGAGCAGUGGAGACUGAUUUAGCUCACACGCCAAAGGAAGGGGGCGAGGAAGUGUCAGACAUGAUUGAGCCCGAUAGUACAAGUAGUUCCAGUAGAAAUAAUAUUCAAAAUGCAUUAGGCCUCUCCGCAUCUGCUUCAGUCAAUGCUGGCAGUCCUGUUUUAGGAAGAUCAAUUGGAACACAGGAUAAGAAUUUGGUUGCUGGCAUAACACUCAAGGGUUUAUCAUUUAAACCUCUUGCAUACAUUAACCAUUAUACAAAUGGAGAAUUGGCUUCAUUAGCUGGUGCUACUUUGGCUGUCCUAUUGUCAGAGGAAACCCAUGAACCUGAUCAACACAAGUUUAGUAAUGCCAAGAAAGCUGCCUCAAGUAACAUCCUGCUACAGGUGAAAGCAUUUUCGUUAGUAGCCUCAAGUUUCUUCUGGCCAAGUCCUGAUAAGAAGGAAAUUACCAGGGAAAGGUGUGGUUGGUGUCAUUCUUGCAAACUCACAUCAGCAAGUAGGAGAGGAUGCAUGUUAAAUGCAGCUGUAACUGGGGCCACUAAAAGUGCUGUGAAAAUCAUCAGUGGCCUUUUCCCUCUGAAGAACGGGGACGGAGUACUUUCUAGUAUUGCAGCAUAUAUCUUAUAUGUCGAAGAAAGCUUACGUGGUCUCAUAGCGGGGCCAUUUCUCAGUGAGAGCCUUAGAAAACAGUGGCGUAAGAAGUUAGAGGAGGCCUCAACAUGCAAAGCGAUGAUAGCCCUCCUGCUUGAACUUGAGGAAAAUAUUUGCAGUAUUGCUCUGUCAAACGAUUGGCUUAAAUUAAUGGAUGAUUGGUUGAUAGAACAUUCUAUGUUUCAAAGCGCUCGAGUUACUGUUGGGGCCACACAGAAACGUGGACCUGGUAAGAGGAGGCAUAGGAACCAGGCUGAAGUUACAGCCGAAGGUCCUGAUGAUGAUAGCUUUACUUGGUGGCGAGGUGGGAAGUUAUCAAAAGUGGUACUCUUGAAGGCAGUCUUGUCGAAGCCAAAUAUAAGGAAAGCAGCUUGGCAAGGUGGUCUGAAAAAGUUUCCUGAAUUUAGUUAUGGUGAUGGCGCUUACAUUCCUAAAAGAAACAGGCGGUCUAUUUGGAAAGCUGCAGUUGAAAGUAGCAAAAACAUUUCUCAGCUUGCUCUUCAGGUUAGAUACCUGGAUAUGAAUAUAAGAUGGAGUGAACUUGUACGCCCAGAGCAAAACGUGCAAGAUGUUAAAGGUCCAGAGACAGAGGCCACUGUAUUUAGGAAUGCUCGUAUUUGUGACAAGAAGAUUAUAGAUAACAAGGUUAGAUAUGGAGUUGCCUUUGGAAAUCAGAAGCAUCUUCCAUCUCGUGUCAUGAAGAAUGUCGUCGAAGUUGAGAAAACUGAAGAUGGAAACGAAAAGUACUGGUUUCAUGAAGCACGCGUUCCCUUAUAUUUGACCAAAGAAUAUGAAGAAAGUUUGCAUAGAGUCCAUGUGCCUAUUAUCAAGAAGCCAUCAAAAAGAAUAUCAAAACUUCAGAAAAAGCAACUGAAAGCUUCUCGAGCAAACAUAUUUUCUUAUCUAGCCUCUAGGAGGGACAACACGGAGAAGUGUUCUUGUGCGUCAUGCCAUCUUGAUGUUUUAUUGAGGGAUGCAACAACAUGCAGUGCUUGCCAAGGUUUCUGUCACAGGGAAUGCACUAUGAGUACACAACACACAGCUGGGACGGCUGAAAUUCUAGUAACCUGCAAACGGUGCUACCUUGCAAGAGCUCGUUCACUAAUCAAUGUCAAUCAGAGACAUCCAACAACACCCACUGUCCUGAUCAACGGACAACAUCCAAACCCAGUCACUCCACUCAUUAAGACACAGAUAAAGCCUCUUAACCAACAGUUAUCAUCUUCCAACAUACGCGACAACGCAUCAGGAGUUAAACAAAUCACUCCUGAUUCUAAUGUGGCACCCAAGAGUAAACAAAAGACAUUGUCUUGGGGAGUCAUAUGGAGGAAAAAGAACUUGGAAGACACAAGUGCUAGCUUCAGACAUCAAAAUGUUUUGUUGGCUGGACAAUCUGAUCAGCCGAAUCUGGAACCAGUUUGUUGGCUCUGCAAACUGCCGUAUAAUCCUCGUCUAACAUAUAUUCACUGUACAAGUUGUGACAAGUGGUACCACAUUGAAGCGAUCAAGCUCGAGGAGUCGAAAAUUCCUGAAGUUGCUGGGUUCAAGUGUUGCAAAUGCCGUCGUAUACGAUCACCAGAUUGCCCUUACAUGGAUCCCAAACUCAGGGAACAGAAACAGAUGAAAAAUGUAUUCUCCAAGCGCCAGAAACAUGGGCAAGGAAAUACCGGAUUGGAUUCUGAUUCUGAAAGAAUGUCUGAACCAAAAGACUCGAUACCCUCUACUCCGUCGUAUCCCCUCGAAGAUGCGUUUGUUCCAGAUGAUGAUCCUCUCUUGGUGUCAGUUUCAAAAGUCGAACAAAUGGCAUCUAACAAUUUGGAUGUCGGAUGGAACGGUGAUGGUUCUGUGCCGGUACCCCAGAAGCUACCAGUUAGGAGACGAGUGAAGCGUGAAGACACAGAAGGGGACAAUAAUCUUUCUUAUACCGAGUUUUCAACGCAUCUGGAGUCGCAGCCUUUUGUGAAACCAGAAAUGGAGCCAACAUUGCCUGUCAUGGAAUGGAAUGCACCUAACAGCAACGACAACAACAACAACAUGAUUGAAGGCGAGCUAAUGUUUGACUACGAAGACAUGGAAUUCGAACCCCAAACCUAUUUCUCGCUGAACGAGUUGCUUACAACAGAUGAUAGUGGCCAGUGCAAUGGAUUUGGUAAUGACAAGGAUGCUUCAGGAAACACAGACAACCCAAACCCAAACCCUCAGGCUGAGACAAUGGAACAGUGCAGAGCGUUUCUCUAUGACAAUACAACUCCAUGUCAGAUAUGUAUGCAUGUGGAGCCAGGGCCUGAUCUCACAUGCCAGACUUGUAAUAUGACAAUACAUUCCCACUGUUCUCCAUGGGAGGAGGAAUCUACUUGCACCGGAGGUAGCUGGAGAUGUGGUCGUUGCCGUGAGUGGAUGUAGCUUAAGUUACCACUUGAAAUUCUUUUUGUUUUUUUCUUCAAUUCUGGCUUCAGGCUAGGCCCCAUCUGCUGCUGCUUUUAGGGGUUUGAUGGAUACAAAGAAUAUGUGCUGUCAAACAAAAGAAGUAAAUUAAAUUCAUAUGAAAUUAAGUAGAAGUUUUCCUUGCAA